Molecule: messenger RNA, 1023 nt
Organism: Rotaria sp. Silwood1
Lineage: Eukaryota; Metazoa; Rotifera; Eurotatoria; Philodinida; Philodinidae
Source: the annotation of a GenBank genome assembly
AUGCUUCACACCAUUUUAGUACAUCUCGUCAUCUUCUAUCAGCUUUCAACAGCAUUCCCAACCAAUUUUGGUCAAUAUGAUUUGAUGGCGAAAGAAAAUGAUGAUGGAACAACACGAUUUUUUAUUGUUGGUGACUGGGGUGGUUUACCAGUAUCACCAUUCGAUACACCAUCUGAAGUUGCCGUAGCUAAUGCAAUGGGUAUAUUAGGUGUAAGAUUAAAUACAACAUUUCAAUUGGCAUUAGGUGACAAUUUUUAUAAUGAUGGUGUUCAGACAGUCAAUGACUCAAGAUUUCAAAAUACUUUUGAACAUGUUUUUUCGGCGACGUCAUUACAAACUCCUUGGUAUGUUUUAGCUGGUAAUCAUGAUCAUAGAGGAAAUGUUUCAGCAGAAAUUGAGUAUGGAAAAAUAUCAAAACGAUGGGUAUUUCCUGAUUAUUUCUAUUCAUUCUCUUUAUGGCAAAGUGAUAAACAAAAGAAAUUAAUUGAUUUCGUGAUGAUUGAUACUGUGAUACUUUGUGGUGGAGAUUCUUUAUCAGAUUGGGAUCACACUCCAUUAGAAGGUCCAAAAAAUCAACAUGUUGCCGAAGCCUAUUGGCAAUGGAUUGAAGAACAACUUCGUCAAUCGACAGCUCCAUAUUUACUUGUCAAUGGUCAUUAUCCAGUAUAUUCAAUAGCUGAACAUGGUCCAACUGGAUGCUUGAUUGAUCGACUUCGUCCACUACUUCAUCAAUAUCAUGCAACGGCAUACAUAUGUGGACAUGAUCACAAUCUGCAACAUUUGACGAAUGAUAUGGAUGGAGUACAUAUGAAUUAUUUUGUUGUUGGAGCAGCUAAUUUCAUAGAUCCAAGUCAAGAACAUGCUAAAGAUGUACCGGCUGGUUCACUCAAAUUUUUUUGGGCAGAUUCACCAGUUUAUGGUGGAUUUGCUUUGAUGGAACAUAAUAAUACACAUUUAACUUUAUCCUUUAUUGAUCACUCUGAACAAACAUUAUAUCAAGCAAUCAUGACACCUCGAUUAUAA